AUGCCCGAUGAUCUAGUGUCGAAAGUCGAAGUCGACCUCUAUGAGGUCCUAGAAAUACCCCGAGACGCAUCCAAAGAAGAGAUCCGAAAGGCAUAUCGCAAGUCUGCGCUUGCCAGCCAUCCUGAUAAAGUCCCUGAGGGCGAACGAGAAGCUGCCGAGGUCAAGUUCAAGGCCGUCCAAGAAGCUUACGAUAUCCUCUACGAUGAUGACAAACGUCAUCUGUACGACACACAUGGCAUGGGCGCCUUCAACGGCUCCGGAGAACCUGGUAUGGGCGCCGCCCCGGAUCUAGAUGACCUUUUGGCGCAGAUGUUCGGCGGCAUGGGAGGCAUGGGAGGCAUGGGAGGUAUGGGAGGUAUGGGCGGAAUGCCAGGGAUGCCAGGAGGCAGUAGAUCACGAAAGAGUCCCAACGAAGAACAGAAGUACAACGUGCGUUUGGAGGAUCUCUACAAAGGGAAGACGGUCAAGUUUGCUAGCACCAAGAAUGUCAUCUGCAGUCUGUGCAAUGGCAAAGGUGGCAAGGAAAAGGCAAAGGCCAAAAAGUGCUCGACUUGCGACGGAGAAGGUAUGCGGCAGAUCUUAACUCAGAGGGGUCAGUUUCUGACGCCUUCCUGGGUGGCCUGUUCCACGUGCAACGGACAAGGACAGUUUUUCAGCCCCAAGGACAAGUGCAAGAAGUGUAAGGGAGCGAAGACCACGGAAGCCAAGAAGAUGCUGGAGAUCUACAUCCCCCCAGGAGCGAGGGAGGGGGAUAGGAUCGUGCUUGAGGGCGAAGCAGACCAAGUGCCCGACAAGGAGCCUGGAGAUAUCGUGUUUCACAUCGUGGAGGAGGAACACGCGACUUUCCGCAGGGCCGGCGCCGACCUGACCGCCACCAUCGACGUUACCUUAGCUGAAUCGCUGACGGGGUUCUCACGCGUCGUCAUCCAGCACCUGGACGGGCGCGGAAUCGAGCUUCAACACCCGCAGAAACCCGGACAGGUUCUCUCACCGGGACAGUUGCUGAAGAUCACCGGGGAGGGGAUGCCGAUCAAGCGCAGCGAUGCCCGUGGGGAUCUCUACCUGGAAGUGAAUGUUAAGUUCCCGGAGGAGACGUGGACCCCCAGUCCGUCGGUGCUGGAACGACUCAAGGAGGUGCUACCCCCACCAGAUCCGCCCAUCGCAGCUGACACGGUGGACGUGGUCGCGUACGAUCGCAAGGGCAACCUGGAUGAUUUCGGGGCUAACGAUCCCCAGGGAGGUAGUGCCUGGGAGGAUGACGAGGAGGAGGGAGAGACGGCGCAGUGCGCGACGCAGUGA
This is a messenger RNA of Aspergillus tanneri, 1299 nucleotides long. RefSeq names its product putative DnaJ domain protein (Mas5). Gene Ontology annotation, cellular component: cytoplasm. Lineage: Eukaryota; Fungi; Ascomycota; Eurotiomycetes; Eurotiales; Aspergillaceae. The record is from RefSeq and is a predicted model, not a curated record. Gene Ontology annotation, biological process: protein refolding. The coding region runs from base 1 to 1299 and encodes 432 amino acids. The transcript is spliced from 4 exons. Gene Ontology annotation, molecular function: Hsp70 protein binding.